AUGACCGCGUCCAUCGCGUCCAUCGCGACGAUCGCGACGAUCGCGCUGUCGUCGCCGCAUCUCCCCGCCGCCCUCGCGGGCGGCUACGGCACCAGCCUCUCGUACUUCGAGCGCCUCGAGCGCGAGCGCGUCAUCUCGGAGGAGCCGCAGACGAUGGCCGAGCGCGACGCCCGCGCGGGCGCGCGCGGACGCCUCGCGGCCGCGCCGUCGCCGUCGUCCGCGCGCGGCGUUCCGCUGUCGUUGAACGCGGCGGACGACGGGACGGAGGACGGCGCGUACUCGGACUUGUUCGUGAAGUCGGAUCCGGUCGGCGACGGCGCCGCGGAGGACGAGAGACGAAACAAGAUCGACGUGAGACGAUGGGGCCGAGCCGCGUUUCAGUGGGGCGUCAUCGCCGCGGUGGCGAUUCGAAUGCGCCAGGCGAACGACCGCUCGUCGAAGGUGACGAAGCGGCUAGGUCUCGAGGGCGCCGCGUCGAAAGCGCUGAUCGGCACGCGCUGGAGGCUCACGCUAGACGUCGGCCGCGAGCGCGGAACGUGGAUGCCGCCGAGUUGGGCCGCCAGCGGCGUGCGCGUCAUCGCGCCAAUCGCGAUCGAGCUCGCGGAGGGCGGAGUGACGCGCGUCGUCGCGACCGGCGCGUUCUUGCCGAUGAAGCUGUCCGAGGGGAGGUGGCGACUCGAGGGCGACGCGCUGAAGUUUGACGUGCUGAUGACGACGGGGAUGGAGAAGGGCGACGUGACGCUGCCGGCGAACGAGUCGCUGCACUUCCGCGCGAGCGCGUGGGGCGGCGCCGUGAGCAGCCGGGGGACGCUGCUGCUUCGGCAGACGCGAUGGGGGUUCCGCAAGGAGUGGCGGAUGGUGGGUGUGUUUAAGGCGGAGAAGCUGAGCGACGGCGAGGACGGCGUGGGCGACGACCAGGAUUACUCGGGGAGCUCCGUCUUCGUCGACCUGCCGCCGAUGCGCGUGAAGCAGAGUGAAGUGCGGUGA
Messenger RNA from Micromonas pusilla CCMP1545, 987 nucleotides. RefSeq lists its product as uncharacterized. The coding region runs from base 1 to 987 and encodes 328 amino acids. The record is from RefSeq and is a predicted model, not a curated record. The transcript has a single exon. Lineage: Eukaryota; Viridiplantae; Chlorophyta; Mamiellophyceae; Mamiellales; Mamiellaceae.